Messenger RNA from Chlamydomonas reinhardtii, 1421 nucleotides. RefSeq lists its product as uncharacterized. The record is from RefSeq and is a predicted model, not a curated record. The coding region runs from base 242 to 811 and encodes 189 amino acids. Lineage: Eukaryota; Viridiplantae; Chlorophyta; Chlorophyceae; Chlamydomonadales; Chlamydomonadaceae. The transcript has 6 exons.
ACCAUAAGCUACUUACAAUUGCUUAGGCUGACCUUGCAUUCCGCUACGUUGCUUUGGAAGGAGUUCCCGGUCGCAAGUGCUGUGCCCGGUUAAUCGAAUUGCAGCUAAUAACGCAGACAUAUUAUAUCGCGUUCACUCGAGCACCGCACGCGGGCUUUGGUCCAGGCGUAUGCGGUCCCAAGUUGCCCGGCUUGUGAAGAACGGGGCUUCCUCCAGAGCGGUGCACCUGCGCAUAAGCUGCAUGGCGCAUACAUACCAGUAUCCCCGCCCCGCCGUGACGGUGGACGCGGCCAUUGUGGCCAGGCCCAGCGCGGCUGCGCCGCCGCAGCUGCUGCUGAUUAAGCGCAAGAACGAGCCGUUCAAGGAUUGCUGGGCGCUGCCGGGUGGCUUUGUUGAUGAGAACGAAAGCCUGGACGUGGCGGCCGGUCGUGAGCUGCAGGAGGAGACGUCGGUGGACCCCGCGUCCGUGUCCAUGACCCAGGUUGGGGCUUUCGGCGACCCUGGCCGCGACCCUCGUGGCUGGACCAUCACCGUUGCUUAUGCGGCGCUGGUGCCCUCGACCGAGCUGGGAGUAAAGGCGGCGGACGACGCCAAGGACGCGCGCUGGUUCGACGUGUCGGCGCUGCCGCAGCUGGCCUUCGACCACAAGCUGGUGGUGCGCAGCUCGCUACGGCACCUGGCCAAGCAGCCGGCGGCGCAGGCCAUCGACGGCCUCUCGCCGGUCCUUGAGUCUGCCGCAACACAGCUGGAUGGGCCGUGGCAGACAGCGGAGUCGCGCGAGCCGCCGAAGCGAACGAAAGGCGGUGUGUGAGCGGUGGCGCGGUCUGCGGCGGCUUGUAGGGGCGGUGCAGAGUUGGCGUCACGAGCUGUUGAGGCGCCAGUCGCAGUCUGAGUCUAUGAACAGUGUUGCAUACACGUAUGGCCGCAUGAUGCAGAUGCGCUCUUGGCGAUGCAGGUGUCGCAUGCACGUUGGGUUGUGGCAAUGGAAUCUCAGGCAGCAGGUCCGGACAAGCGUGGCCGGGUUGGUCAAAAGUCAAGGUUGUAGGGUGAAGGUGCUCAAGGAGCCCAAUUGGGUUGUGCGCGGCGGCAGCGCAUGAUGGGGGCUGUGCACUUGCGGCAGUGCAUGAAGGAUGAGGCACCACAAUGACAGGCCCCUGCAGAGCCGUGUGCCGGCCUGUCCGCUGGGUGCUGUAAGCUUGCUCAAGUACAGUAGGGAGUGUGCUUUUGAGUUGGCAUAUCAUGUAUGAGGCGCUGGAUGCUUAGUGCGUUCGUACACAUGCUUGCCUGAACGGCAUUGAAGCAAUCCAGGCGCAGGAAGUGCGGAGUUUUCGCGGCGCGUGGUGGGGCGCAAUCGCCACGAGUGACCAUGGCGUGCCUGCCUGUCCAAUGCUGUGUGUUUGCCCGUACACAUGUCACAGAUG